This is a messenger RNA of Diatraea saccharalis (sugarcane borer), 498 nucleotides long. NCBI's taxonomy places the organism in Eukaryota, Metazoa, Arthropoda, Insecta, Lepidoptera, Crambidae. The record is from the annotation of a GenBank genome assembly.
AUGGAGGAAUCUGGCGAAAACAAUAGAAAAAGAAAAAUGGCGUCCAAAAUGUACAGAACUACACAGAAGGGUCAGCGAGUGCGUGCUAAAAAUGAUCCUGAUUUUAUUUACAGAAAUUGGAAAAACUUUGAUCUAUCUUUUGGUAGCCCUGCAAAAGAUGUUUGUUCUCAAUGUGAAUCGUUAAAAACAAAAAUCAAGAGUAGUACUUUAAAUGACAAUGCAAAGCGAGAAGCUACUGCUGAGCUAGAGCCAAAAGCUGUCAGGGUGAGUGAGUCCAUUGGAGGAUUAGUAAAGCACUAUUUUCAUUUGAAAAAGCCAGGGCAAUCUUCAAUCUGUCUGCCAACUCGACAUUUAUAUGCAGAACAAAUACCCAUUCUAGAAGUUAAGAUGGAAGAUCUAAAAAAGGUGACGGAGUAUAUUCCACAAGAACAUACUGCUUUUUGGGAAGAAAUAUUUGGUUGGCCUACAGAAAACAGAGUUCUGAGGGUAUUAGAAUAA